Molecule: messenger RNA, 1040 nt
Organism: Danio aesculapii
Lineage: Eukaryota; Metazoa; Chordata; Actinopteri; Cypriniformes; Danionidae
Gene: anapc15
Product: anaphase promoting complex subunit 15
Exons: 5
Coding region: 277-642 (121 amino acids)
Biological process (GO): regulation of mitotic cell cycle spindle assembly checkpoint
Cellular component (GO): anaphase-promoting complex
Source: RefSeq, a predicted model, not a curated record
AAUCUUCAAUCCUCGUUCCUCUGAUCUACUCGAGGUGCUCGCGUGAUGAUCACACACACUUUGUCCGUCAUGUAUAUGCUAUUCUGUAGCUCGUAAAUCUUUUAUAGGGUUUUGUCGGCUAGUUUUGAUCACAUACCGUGUAAAAAGUUUACAUGUGUAACUGGAUUUGAAGGCGGAACUAAAGAUCGUUGGCUGUUGUUUCCGCGAGGCGGAGAAUCACUGCAGCACCAGUGUUCACCGACUGUUUACAUUUGAACUUUCUGCAGAUCUGCAGAGAUGUCCGCCCUGUUCCCGUCUCUGUUUCCGCGGGUGACGGAGUCUCUGUGGUUUAAUCUGGACCGGCCCUGUGUGGAUGAAGCAGAGCUCAACCAGCAGGAGCAGCAGCACCAGACCUGGUUGCAGAGUAUCGUAGAGAAGGAUAAUAACCUGAUGCCCAUCGGCCGGCCCAUCUUUGAGACCUUCGAUGAAGAAGAGGAGGAGGAUGAUGAAGACGAGGAGGACAGUGAAGAAGACUCAGAAGAUGAUGAAGACAUGCAGGACAUGGACGACAUGAACAUCUACAAUGAGUUCCCUGAUGAUGGAGAGAUCAACGAGGUGGACAUGGAGGGAGCGGAUCAGGACCAGGACCAGUGGAUGAUCUAGAGCCGCAGAUCCACAAAGACAGUCUCUGAGGAUUGUGUGUGUGUGUGUGUGUGUUUGACUAAAAGAAACACACGUCUCAAAUCUGCAAAUGACUGUUAUUUAAUGUUGAACACACACACACACACACACACACACACACUCCUGCUGAUCAUGUGUUCAGGGUUACUCAACAGCUCCAGCUGGUGUUUCUGAUCAUCAGCACUUGACCUUUUGUCACUUCUGAGGCGCAGAGUUACUGUCACGUUCAGUGUGUGUGUGUGUGUGUGUUCAUCAGUGUGUGUUUUACAGCCCUGUACAUCAGCUGUUAGCACCUGUGUUCAUUAACCAGCUGAUAAAUCCCCUCUCUGCUUGUGUGAUAUUUAUUUGUGCUUGUAAAUAAAUUUGUAGUCAAUUAUUGA